AUGACUCUGCAUAUGACCCUUUCCCUUCAUGAGAAUCACGGAUCAGAAACCAGAGGCGGAUCUGCCGGGAAACACUUGGACUGUGGACAGAAGGGAGGCCCCACUCACACGACCUCGUGUGAAAGCAGGAUUACCUCAUCUGAGCUAUGAAUAGAGAUGUUCACACAGGUUAUGGAGGAGAACAACGGCGUUUUCUACCAGUCCGAGUUAUAAUUCACGCAUAGAAAGCCUUUGGGUUUUUAUGCAGAUCCUUAACAUGAUAGACAGAAUAAUGUCUGCCAGCUAACAGUUAUGAAGUCGACACAUAUACUUAGAUUAUUUUGGCUACUUGGCGAAAAUAUGUCGUCAUAAGAAUGUCAUUGAAUUAAGUGUGAUAUGAUAAAAAUAGGCCGUGCCGCAGUAGCGCUGCAGUUAGAGGCUCCACGCCGGAUGUGCCUUAUAUGGGCAAGACACGCUUCUCUCUGAUUGGCUGCCCACAUCAGCGACAGGGUUGUUGCUGGAGCCCUCUGAGUAGGAGAUCCAUCAAUGUAAUUGAAAAGGGAUACGAAAAAUCACCGUUUUUAAUAGAAAGGGCGCGAUAGGAGUAUCACAACAAUUAUUUAAUUGUUUAAUUCUCAUCCUUUGGCAUACAUUAUUGUUGAAUAACGCUUGAUGAUGUCAAAUACAGUAUGCAUCUUUGUUGAUUAUUUCUCUCAGUUAUAGGCUAUGCCUCGUGAAGCAAUCAUGCACGUGCAGAUGAACCAUCUUUAAGAUAUCUCUAUAAUAUGCAUAAAUCGCAACCUCCCGCAGGAAUCCAAAAGACAGACUGCAAACAAGGCACGUAAAAUGACGUAUCCUGUUCAUUCAUGUGAAAGCUGCAACGUUAUAAUUAAAGAAAAUAACCUCGGUUUGCGCAUUGGACGCUUUAUUUGAAUGCCUAAAAUGUUGAAACAAAGCGAGAAUUGUUUUGAAUCGGGUACAUCUGUGAAAUACCGUAUAUAUAUUUGGCUCGUGCUUAACUGUCUCCCCUCCGGAUCAGUGGUACAGUCUCACAAAUUUCAUUCAUAAAAAUCUGCCUCACUAUAAAGAGAAGCAGCGUUGAUGGCUGGUGCCUCCUAGCGUAGUAACCUCAAUCUAGAUUUUAAAAACCCCUGCAGAAUAGCAUUCGGUGACAUUAGGCACAUAGCACAUAUUAGUCUGGUUCCCAGCAUCUCCUGGAGCGAUCUAGCAGAAGUGAUGCCUAAAAACGCGAGUGUUUCUAAGGUGUCUGCAAAACAGCUGCUGCACACACCAGCUUCUGAGAUGAAGGAUACGCAGAAGACAGGUAUUCUGAAGGAUGCUGAUGCUGUCUUUGUUCCAACGGUCACUGCUGUAGCUUCAGCUCCAGAUCUCAAGUGGAUGGUCCUGUCGACUGACAUCUCCUCAGUGUCGCCCUGCAGGCGUGAGAAACCACAGAGCUCGUCUCACUCCACAGAUGCCAAACCAGCUCAAAAGACCUUCACCGGCCGGAGGAAGGGGAUGAAAGAUCAGCUUUCUCCAGAGGAAGAGGAGAGAAAGAGGAUCAGAAGAGAAAGGAAUAAACUCGCAGCUGCCAAGUGUCGAAAUCGCAGACGAGAACUAACCAACAGCCUCCAAGCUGAAACUGAUAGUCUUGAGGAGGACAAAGCAGCUCUGCAGUCUGAGAUUGCCAGUCUGUUAAAAGAGAAAGAACGACUUGAACUCAUCCUCUCUGCUCACAAGCCCACUUGUAAACUCAUGGAGGAAACAACGGCAGAGAGUGAGGAACAAACCCGAGCUCAGGAGGAGGAGAUUCAAGCUCCUAAUGUCUGCCCAGAACAGGCACCCACCUCCCCUCAACAGGCCGAUCCCACCAGCACUGCGAUCUUUGGCGACUCCGACGUCCUUCUGUGUUCCAGUGCCGAACUGGGCACUGCUGAGGUGGAACCAUACAUCGAUAUGCGAGAUAUGUCCAUGGAAGACAUUAGCGACGUGAUUGACAGCAGCGAUGACAUGGAUCUGUUAGUGCCAGAUAUAGACCUUACUAGCUCUCUUGGUCUAAGCGAAUGGGAAACUCUUUACAUGUCAAUGGGUGGCGGGUUGGAACCUCUCAGCUCGCCUGCAUGCAGCCCCACCUGUAGCAACACCAACACCGUGCCCGUCUUCAGCUUCAACAGUGAAGAUGUGGAAAAGCAUGACGGUGGAAAAGAGGGCAAACCUAAUGGAGCCAAAGAACUCUUGACAACUUUAUGAAGCUUCUGGCACAUUGUUCUUAUAAAGGUUCAAAAAUGGGGUUUUCACAGUGAUGUCUAGGUACUUUAUUGGCAUUUAUGGUUCAAUGAAGAAUUGUACAAACAGUCUUCAUAGUGGAAAAUUGUUCUUCACAUCAAGAUCUUUUAAAAACUGUUUAAUAAAAAAUAAUUAUUCUCAGGCAUUGCUGUGGAACCCCACUUUUGGAUCCUCUAAAAAGUGCUGAAUAACCUUUCAGUGAACAGUUCUUUAAAAAGGAUGUUCUUUGUUGGCAUCUAAGGUUCCAUGAAGAACCUUUAAAAUCCAUGGAACAUUUCCAUUGCACAAAAGGUUCUUUAUAGAGGGAAAGGGUUCUUUAGAGUAAUAAAACAUUCUUCACACUAAAAAACAAUGGUUCUUUUAACAGCUGUUUGUUGAAAAGUUCAACAUGCUUCUAUGGAAUCUCUUUGAAAAAAACCUUUUGGAACGUUUAUAUUUUGGGUUCCCCAAAGAAAGUUAGUUUUUUUUAGUUAGUGUGAAAAGAAUUAUAAUAUUUACGGCAAUAAAGAACUUUUUGUGGAAUUUUGUGGAAAGGAUGGAUGUUAAACAUUCUUUAUGGAACUAUCUAGAAUGAAAUAAUCUGAGAAAGAAGGGUGUAUUGUAAAAUGAAAAGCCCUCAUAAUAAUGCUUUCAUAAAUGAGUCUGACAUGUUCAAAAUCUACAAAAAAAUAUUGUGAAUGCUGUGCAGUAGAUGUAAUGUGACCUUUACAUCCAGUGAAGUCACUAUAGUCACUAUUUGUUUCUUCCAGAUGUUGACAUUGUUGAAUAUGUUGUUCAUCCUGUGAAAGACAUGCUUUCAUGCACUUUUUUACCAGUAUAGGUACACGUAACUGUAUCAGUUGGUGUGGUAAUGUAUAAGUGCAGUCUGUUACACAGUGUCUUUAGUGUGUGACUGUUUUU
Molecule: messenger RNA, 3165 nt
Organism: Carassius gibelio (silver crucian carp)
Lineage: Eukaryota; Metazoa; Chordata; Actinopteri; Cypriniformes; Cyprinidae
Product: protein c-Fos
Exons: 4
Coding region: 1216-2229 (337 amino acids)
Biological process (GO): regulation of transcription by RNA polymerase II
Cellular component (GO): nucleus
Molecular function (GO): RNA polymerase II cis-regulatory region sequence-specific DNA binding; DNA-binding transcription factor activity, RNA polymerase II-specific
Source: RefSeq, a predicted model, not a curated record